This is a messenger RNA of Parascedosporium putredinis, 3846 nucleotides long. NCBI's taxonomy places the organism in Eukaryota, Fungi, Ascomycota, Sordariomycetes, Microascales, Microascaceae. The record is from the annotation of a GenBank genome assembly.
AUGGCGAGCCUGCGCCGGUCCGACGGCCUAGAGCGUAUUCCGACGAUAACGAUCGACACCGCCAUCAACCCAAAUGACGGCUCCCAAGCCGCCGCGCCUGGAGCAUCGGGUAAUUCGCCGGUGUCGCCUCAAGAGGAGGGCGUGAGCCCUGCGACGACGACCGCGUCCGAGUUGCGCGGAACUACCUCGUUCGACAGCAAAGAUAGUCGGCCUACGAGUCCGCACAACGUAUCGAGUGCCCUUGCUCCUCGAGCCCCCGAAAGGGUGGGCGCGCCAACGUUCCUUUCAGUACCUAGCAACCUACGGUCGAGGCAGAACUCGCUCGAGUCCGACGAUGCGGCGCGAGGAGGACUUUACGGUCGACAACAAUCCGUUCGCUUUUACCCCGGCCAAAUGAACAAGAUGCUCAACCCCAAGAGCUUGCCUGCCUUUUACAAGCUCGGUGGUCUUCGAGGUAUGGAGAAGGGUCUCCAAACAGACUGCAAGGCUGGCUUGAGCGCCGAAGAGGUCAACGUUCCGAAAAAGAUAUCUUAUGCCGAAGCUAUCAGGACCGCGGAGGAAUCUGUCAAGGGCCCCAGCGAAACUUCCGAGAAGCUUGCUGCGGAAGGCAUUGUCCCUGAUAGCAAGGAAAAAGCGACCGACACGCGGCCGUCGACCGGAGAAUCAUACCACAGCGACGACAAGGGGCUCUUUGCCGACCGAAAGCGCGUCUUCAAAGACAAUAGACUCCCUGAGAAGAAGGGCAAGAGCCUCCUCCAGCUCAUGUGGAUCACGUACAACGACAAAACCUUUGCUCCCAACCCCGGCCACGAAGAUGAGCCCAGGGUAGAGUGGGUUGAGGGUGUCGCAAUCAUAGCCGCCAUCGUGAUUGUCGUUGUUGUCGGUUCCCUCAACGAUUACUCCAAGGAACGCCAAUUCGCCCGCUUGAACCGUAAGAAACAGGACCGUCUCGUGAAAGCUGUUCGAUCUGGAAAAACGCAAGAAAUCUCCGUGUUCGAUAUCCUGGUUGGAGAUGUUCUCCAUCUCGAACCCGGUGAUCUCGUCCCCGUGGACGGUAUUCUUAUUCAAGGUUUCAAUGUUAAGUGCGACGAGUCUCAGGCAACCGGAGAGUCAGACAUCAUCAAGAAGCAGCCGGCUGAUGAGGUGUACGCCGCCAUUCGUAACCACCAAAGUGUCAAGAAGCUCGAUCCCUUUAUUCAGUCCGGAGCCCGCGUGAUGGAGGGUGCUGGUACAUUUAUGUGCACUUCCACCGGCAUUUAUUCGACCUACGGCAGAACCUUGAUGGCCCUCAACGAAGACCCCGAAAUCACGCCUCUCCAGUCGAAACUGAACGUGAUUGCCACUUACAUCGCCAAGAUUGGUGGUGCCGCCGGUCUCCUCCUCUUCAUCGUCCUCUUCAUCAAGUUUUUGGCUGGUCUCCCCAAGUCCACAGAAACUCCUGCCGAAAAGGGCCAAAAUUUCUUGGAGAUUUUUAUCGUCGUGGUCACCAUCAUUGUCGUCGCCGUUCCAGAGGGCCUUCCGCUCGCCGUCACCCUUGCCCUCGCCUUUGCUACAAACCGCAUGCUCAAAGACAACAACCUCGUCCGCCAUCUCAAGGCCUGCGAGGUGAUGGGCAACGCAACUACCAUUUGCUCGGACAAGACGGGCACCUUGACACAGAACAAGAUGCAAGUUGUCGCUGGAACUGUCGGUACGAGCCAUCGCUUCGGAGCUAGUGAGCCAGGCCCCAGCGACGGAUCCGAGGCUGACGAAGAGGCCGACUCCAUGAUGGACCCCAGUGGUGAUGUAACUCCCAAGGAAUUCGCCUCUGUCCUCUCGACACCCGUCAAGCAGCUCUUGGUCGAAUCUAUCGCUUACAACUCGACUGCGUUUGAGGGCAACGUUGACGGUGAAAUGACUUUCAUCGGCUCCAAGACGGAAACCGCGCUCCUGCUCUUCGGCAAGCACUUCCUCGGUAUGGGUCCCGUCAGCGAGGAGCGUGAAAACGCCACGACUCUACAGCUCAUCCCCUUUGAUUCCGGCCGCAAGUGUAUGGGCAUCGUUGUCGCGCGUGAGAAGAACAAGGCACGUCUCUAUAUCAAGGGCGCCUCCGAAAUUGUCCUUGGCAAAUGCACACAGAUGAUUCAAGACCCGGCUCGCGACCUUGAACUCACCCGCAUGACAACUGAGCACACUGGCACGGUCAACAAGCUUAUCAACCACUACGCCUCCCGUGGCCCCCGCCGAUUCCGCCGCAACACGGGUGAUGAGACCAGCAAGGAAAUUCCGUUCGAGGACUUGUUCCACGAAAUGAUAUUCGUCGGUGUAGUUGGUAUCCAGGAUCCGUUGAGGGAGGGCGUGCCUGAGGCUGUCCGCGUCUGCCAGAAUGCUGGCGUCGUCAUCAGGAUGGUGACUGGCGACAACAAAAUGACGGCGCAAGCUAUCGCCGGAGAGUGCGGUAUCCUUCAACCCAACAGCAUCGUCAUGGAAGGCCCCGACCCUGAAGACAAACGCAUUCUCGUGAAGCGCCUCAAGGACAAGGGCGAGAUCGUGGCGGUUACAGGCGACGGCACCAACGACGCGCCCGCUCUCAGGAUGGCUGAUGUCGGUUUCUCCAUGGGCAUUGCUGGCACCGAGGUCGCGAAGGAAGCGUCGUCCAUCAUCUUGAUGGACGAUAACUUCAACUCGAUUGUCAAGGCGCUCAAGUGGGGACGUGCAGUCAACGACGCGGUCAAGCGGUUCCUCCAGUUCCAGUUGACUGUCAAUGUUACUGCAGUUAUCCUGACCUUUGUUUCGGCGGUCGCCAACCCUGAUGAGUCCUCGGUUCUCACGGCCGUGCAACUUCUCUGGAUCCCCCGCGAUAGCGUGCUGGAUCGCAAGCCGGAACGGCGUAACGCAUCCAUCAUCUCGGUGACCAUGUGGAAGAUGAUUCUCGGACAGGCCGUGUACCAACUCGCCAUCACGUUCCUCAUCUACUUUGGCAAGAACAAGGUUCUUCCCGAGACGGGUAGGUGGGAACUCAACGAUGAGACAAUUGGGACGCUCGUGUUCAACACUUUUGUGUGGAUGCAAAUCUUCAACCAAUGGAAUAACCGACGUCUUGACAACGAAUUCAACAUCUUUGAAGGCAUCUUCAAGAACAAGAUCUUCCUCAUCAUCAGCGCGCUCAUGUGCGGUUGUCAGGUCUUGAUCGUCUUUGUCGGAGGACCCGCUUUCAAGAUCAACACGCCUCCAGAGGGCACCAAGGAUCCCCAGGGACCAGUAUUGUGGGCUGUGGCGAUUGUUCUUGGUUUCGUUUCCAUCCCGUUCGGUAUGGUGAUUCGUCUCAUCCCUGACCGGUUGAUCCUCAAGUUGGUGCCGGACUACUUGAAAAGGCGCAGCGACAGCAACGUGCCAGGACUCACAAUCUCCGACGAGGAGGCAUUUAACCAUUACCCCGCCCCGCUCGCCGAUAUUCGCGACGAACUUACCUUCCUCAAGAAGAUCAAGGGCGGACGCAUCAACAACCUCAAGUUUGCCAUGCGGCAUCCGCGCGAGACGCUGAUGCAGCGGUCUCGUAGCCCCUCGCAUUCGAGAACCAGCUCGAUCAGGCCCCCUCGCACGCCAGACCGAGAAGAUAGCUUCGGCUCGGUAGGCGGAGGCGGACCACCAACGGUACCAGCAUCGCCCGACAACCGCAAGAGGUCGAGGUCGAUCAGGUCCAGGUCCAACUCGGCGCUGGGAGCCCCGACAGUGAUGGCAGGCAUCGUGGCCGCGGGUGUAGCCGCGGGAUGGUCGCCCAUCGAUCGGUCGGCUUCGAGGGAUGAGCGGGGAGAGCUCUCCCUCAACAGGGAAGCAUCCCUGAAUGCGCAAAGGACCGAGGAGUAG